Molecule: messenger RNA, 998 nt
Organism: Gymnogyps californianus (California condor)
Lineage: Eukaryota; Metazoa; Chordata; Aves; Accipitriformes; Cathartidae
Gene: OLAH
Product: oleoyl-ACP hydrolase
Exons: 8
Coding region: 121-885 (254 amino acids)
Biological process (GO): lipid biosynthetic process
Source: RefSeq, a predicted model, not a curated record
UUGAACUCACCUUUCUUGAAGAGGCUGACCAGCGCUGUAGGCAGAAUUCCAGUGCUGAGAAGUGGAUCCACCGUUGGGCUGUCAUUUCCUGGCACUGGUGGUCUUCCCCACUAUUCAGGAAUGGAGAAGCUGGUUGCUUGUCCAUACAAAAGGCCAAAUGCUCUCUGUAGGCUGAUUUGCUUUCCGUGGGCUGGAGGUGGAACUUCUCAACUUGCUCAAUGGGGCAAACUCUUCAGCAGCUCAGUUGAAGUGUCCUCUGUAAGGCUUCCUGGAAGAGAAUCUCGUCUUAAGGAGCCUUUUGCAAAAGACAUGACAACUGUAGUUAAUGAAAUUACAAGUGUUUUGUUAAAAGAAUUGCAAGAAAAACCAUUUGCAUUUUUUGGUCACAGUUUUGGAUCUUAUAUUAGUUUUGCAGUUGCGCUACACUUGAAAGAAAAGUAUGGACUAGAGCCAAUCCAUCUUUUUGUAUCAGGGGCACAUGCCCCAAAUUCUGAAGCAUUUCUUCCCAUCAAAAGCAUACCCAUAUGUGAUGCAGAAGAUGAAGACGUUCUUACAUACAUACAAAUUUUAGGAGGAACUCCUCCUGAGUUUCUGCAAAAUGAAGACAUUAAGAAACAUCUGAUACGUACUUUCAGAGAAGACCUUAGAGUUCUUCAGACAUUUUCUUUUGAUAAGGCAGAAAGGAACAUCCCCUUCUCUUGUGAUAUUACCUGCUUUAAUGGGUCUGAAGAUAAACCACAUGAUUUAGAAGCCUGGCACAAUCUAACAAGCGGAGAUAUUUCCUUUUACAAGCUGCCUGGAGGUCAUUUUUAUCUGCUGGAACCCUCUAAUGAAAUUUUCUUGACAAAACACAUAACAAGAUGUAUAGAAAAUGCUGGUCCAUAAGUAUUUCCCUCUAUUUUAAUGGCUGUAGGUGUAAGAAGAUGUAAGAUUAGUCCACAGCACUUCAUAAUAAGUCAUUCUUUCUGUACAAUUGCAUGCAGUUACGCCUAAGCGUU